This is a messenger RNA of Paramecium pentaurelia, 1345 nucleotides long. Lineage: Eukaryota; Ciliophora; Oligohymenophorea; Peniculida; Parameciidae. The record is from the annotation of a GenBank genome assembly.
AUGAACACACCAAUUGGUAAAGAUCUCACAAAUUAAGUGAUUGGAAAGGUUUAUAAAUUAAUAAAAAGAAUUGGAAGUGGUGCUUUUGGAGAAAUUUAUUUAGUGGCUAAAGGAAAAGAAGAAUAUGCCAUGAAACUAGAAAGAAGUGAUACUAAACAUCCAUAAAUUUUUUUUGAGACUAAGUUGUAUAAUUACUUAUAAGGAUCUGAUCCUAGUGAUAAAGGUAUUUGAAUUAUUAACUCAAAGCCAGGAAUUCCUAGAAUAUAUGCUUAAGGCUAAGACGGUGAUUAUAAUUACAUCGUCAUGGAUUUACUGGGCCAAAGUUUGGAAGAAUUAUUCAGUAAAAAUAACAAAAGACUAUCCCUGAAGACUGUAAUUGAUACCAUCUAUCAUUUAGGUGCUUAUGUUGGGUGAUCAAAUGAUUUAACGAAUUGAAUAUAUUCAUACUAAAUAGUUUCUACAUCGUGAUAUUAAACCAGACAACUUUCUAAUUGGUUUAGGUAAGAAGGCUACACGUGUUUACAUUCUUGAUUUUGGAUUGGCAAAAAGAUAUUUAACAAAGGAAGGUCAUAUUCCUUAUAGAGAAGGGAAAAGUUUAACUGGAACUGCUAGAUAUGCUUCUGUAAAUACUCAUUUAGGUUUGGAAUAAUCAAGAAGAGAUGAUUUAGAAUCAUUAGGAUAUGUGCUUAUGUAUUUGCUUAGAGGUCAAUUACCUUGGCAAAAUAUGAAAGCUAAUAAUCAAAAAGAUAAAUAUUAAAGAAUUAUGGAAAAGAAACUUGAAACAUCUCCAGAUUAACUUUGUAAAGGAUUUCCAAUUGAAAUGAGUUAAUAUUUGAAUUAUUGUAAGAAUUUAAAGUUUGAAGACAAACCAGAUUAUAAUUAUUUGAGAGGUCUUUUCAAAGUAUAAAAUUGUAAGUAUUAAAGGAUGCUUUUAAGAAGAUAGGUUUUGAAUGGGACUAUAAAUUUGAAUGGAUCAAAGAUGAAUAAUUAGUUAAGACAUAAUAAGAUAUCUAAUCAGAAAAUAAAUUGAUGAUAAUGACAUAGCCAUUAUAAUAAUAAUAAUAAUAAUAAUAAUAAGGAAUUAGAUCAAAUGGUAUUGAAUCAGAUAAGAAGAUUGGAAAUACUAAUAGUCAUCAUUUCAAUUCUAAUACACAAUAAUUAUAAUCAGGAUAAAGAAGACCUCAAUAAUAGACUAGUAAAGUUUCAUAAUAGUUAUCAGUUGAGAAAAAGAGAACCACUUCUUAAAAUAAAUAGUUCAUUUAAUCUAAAGAAUUAGUCAAACCUGUUACUUAAGUGUUAGCCCCUAAGAUUGUUACUACUAAAGAACCACAUAGAAAAUAUUGAA